Messenger RNA from Torulaspora delbrueckii, 627 nucleotides. It is a transcript of the gene YPT1, whose product is annotated as Rab family GTPase YPT1. The transcript has a single exon. Gene Ontology annotation, molecular function: GTP binding; GTPase activity. The coding region runs from base 1 to 627 and encodes 208 amino acids. NCBI's taxonomy places the organism in Eukaryota, Fungi, Ascomycota, Saccharomycetes, Saccharomycetales, Saccharomycetaceae. The record is from RefSeq and is a predicted model, not a curated record.
AUGAACAGCGAGUACGAUUAUCUGUUCAAGUUAUUGUUGAUUGGGAAUUCCGGUGUAGGUAAAUCGUGUUUGCUCUUGCGGUUCUCUGAUGACACCUAUACGAAUGAUUACAUUUCUACCAUCGGUGUUGAUUUCAAAAUUAAGACUGUAGAACUAGACGGUAAGACUGUGAAGUUGCAAAUCUGGGAUACCGCAGGACAGGAAAGAUUCCGCACUAUAACGUCUUCCUAUUACAGGGGAUCGCACGGGAUCAUCAUCGUGUAUGAUGUUACUGAUCAAGAAUCCUUCAACGGGGUUAAGAUGUGGUUACAAGAGAUUGACCGUUAUGCCACUUCUACUGUAUUGAAGCUGUUGGUGGGUAACAAGUGCGAUUUGGAGGACAAACGUGUUGUGGAAUACGAUGUGGCUCGUGAAUUUGCCGAGGCAAAUAAGAUGCCCUUCCUCGAGACUAGUGCCUUGGAUUCUACCAACGUCGAGCAGGCUUUCUUGACUAUGGCCAAGCAGAUUAAGGACAGCAUGGCGCAACAGCAUGCUCGUGACGGUGGAUCUAACGCUAAGGAUGACCAGGGGAAUGUUAACUUGAAGGGUCAAAGUCUAACCAACAACGCCGGUAACGGUUGCUGUUAA